UCAUACUCUGAGAGGUUCCACCUCUUUAGACCGUGAUGAGUUGGAUGGAGUGAGAGGGGCGUGUCAUAGCGGGGUGGAGCCCACCUUCAUUUGAGGACGAGACCUCGAGAAUCCUGGACCGCCUCUGGUAUUUAACCACCACACCCAUCUCACACUUCAUAGCUGGGAUUGUUCUGCACAGCAUCUGAGAUCUGUUGAUCACUGAAGAAGUCCAGGAUGGCUUUGGUUUCUGAGUUCUUAGGGCAGCUUACUCUCCAACUGGGUGGUGGGGAUCCCACAUAUCCUACUGUGGUGCCAGCACCUAACUUUGAUCCAGAUAAGGAUGCUGCCAGAAUUGAGACCGCUAUCAAAACUAAAGGGGUGGACGAGCAAACCAUAAUUGAUGUUCUCACUAAACGGACAUAUAACCAAAGGCGAGAAAUCGCCUUUGCAUAUGAGAGGAGGGCCAAGAAGGAUAUGAUCUCAGCCCUGAAGGGGGCGCUGUCUGGCUCACUGGAAACUGUCAUCCUGGGCCUCAUGAAGAGCACAGCCCAGUAUGAUGCCUCUGAAAUCAAAGGCUCCAUCAAGGGUCUUGGAACAGAUGAAGAGACUCUGAUUGAGAUCGUCUGCUCUCGAAGCACUGCUGAGCUCAUGGAGAUUAAAAAAGUCUACAAGGAAUUUUUCAAGAAGGACCUGGAGAAGGAUGUGGCUGGAGAUACUUCAGGAGACUUUGCUAAACUCCUGCUGGCUCUGGUUGAGACCAAGAGAGAUGAGCCCAGCUCCGUCGUUGAUUACCAGAAAAUCGAUGAAGAUGCCAGAGCCCUGUAUGAGGCAGGAGUCAAACGGAAAGGCACUGAUGUAAAGUGCUGGAUCUCCAUCAUGUCUGAGAGAAGCGUUCCUCACCUCCAGAAAGUGUUUGACAGAUACAAGAGCUACAGCCCCUAUGACAUGCAGGAGAGCAUCCGCAAAGAGGUGAAAGGAGAUCUGGAGAAGUCCUUCCUUACCUUGGUUCAGUGCUUUGAAAACAAACAGCUGUAUUUCGCCAACAGACUUCAAGAUGCCAUGAAGAGCAAAGGAGCAAAGGAAAAGGUGCUGACCCGGAUCAUGGUGUCCAGAUGCGAGGUGGACCUUAAGAAGAUCAGACAAGAGUUCAAGGCCCACCACGGAAAGUCUCUGUACCAGACCAUUGCUGAGCACACAAAGGGAGACUACCAGAAGGCCCUGCUGAGCCUGUGCGGUGGAGACGAUUAAGUCAACCACACCAACAGAGUCUGAGAAGGACUACGAGAAGGACUCAAGCUCUGCGCAGGUCCAGACAUAGAUCUCCUGUGCCUGGCCUUGAAUAUAGUCCCUACCCUGCUGCAGCUUUAGAGACAGGCAUCUAAUAAACAUGCACUUGCUUAGACUGGAAUUAACCACGUGUUUUCCAUUAAGAAGGAUUGCAACAUGACCUACACUCUUAAAAAUAAAGGUUCCAAAAAGGUUUUUUUUUUUUUUUGCACAGAUGUUGUAGAACAGGCGUGUCCAAUCCUGCUCCUGGAGGGCCACUGUCCUGCAGAGUUUAGCUCCAGCCCCAAUUAAACACACCUGAACCAGCUAAUUAAGGUCUACCAGGCAUACUAGAAACUUCCAGUCAGGUGUGUUGAGGAAAGUUGGAGAUUGGACAGUGGCCCUCCAGGACCAAGUUUGGACAACCCUGUUGUAGAAGAACCAUUUUUGGUUCCCCAAAGAACCUUUCAGGGAACAGUUCUUAAAAGAACCAUUAUUUUUCUUAUUGUGAAGAACGUUUUAAUAAUCUAAAGAAUCUUUUUCCACUAUGAAAAACGUUUUGUGGAAUGGAAAGGAUCCAGGGAUAAUAAGGUUCUUCAAGGGACCAUCAAUGCCAACAAAGAACCUAUAUUUUUAAGAGUGUAUGGAAGAUCUAAAUGUGCCAUUUAGCCACUGUAAACUGAAUCAGCAAUAAAGUGGACUGAUAUUAGUGCAUUUAAGUUCUCGCACAAAGAAUACACUUGUACUUUUCUGAGCAGACAGUUGUACUUUAACCCCUUUUUCUAUUCUAAGAAAUAAAACAAAACAUUAA
Molecule: messenger RNA, 2059 nt
Organism: Ctenopharyngodon idella (grass carp)
Lineage: Eukaryota; Metazoa; Chordata; Actinopteri; Cypriniformes; Xenocyprididae
Gene: anxa2a
Product: annexin A2a
Exons: 13
Coding region: 217-1230 (337 amino acids)
Cellular component (GO): cytoplasm
Molecular function (GO): phospholipase inhibitor activity; calcium-dependent phospholipid binding; calcium ion binding
Source: RefSeq, a predicted model, not a curated record